AUGCGACAGCUUUUGAUAGACUCCCACGAACAGACACAGACCAAGGAUGCCUUCCGCUACGUCAAGGGCUUCGAUGUCUUGCUCCUCACCCUCCGCUCCAUCUCUGGCUUCUAUAAGCCUGCCGACCUAUCCCCACCCGACCGCAUCGACUUCUUCGAGGUCAUCAAGGCAACCCUAGACGUAUUGUCGGACGCCCUAAGCGAACAUGCCGGGAACAGGAGAUUCUUUGCAAAGCGAGUGGAACAAGGCGGCUGGCUUGCAUUGGAACAGGCACUUGGAAGUACCGGCAUCUUUGGUGGCCAAUCCAAAAGUACACGGGACGACGCUGGGCAGGAACAGCUAUUUGGCUUACUGUUCGCCUUUGCUUUAGGAGAGGAGUCUAUAACACGAAUCUUCCGUGAUAUCGACAGGAAGGUGGAGCAGACACGGCAGAAGCAGGCCGACAAUGAAUCCGAGCAGCCAGGAAAGGCAGAAGGCGAGACUGAUGAUCAACAGACGGCGGGGACAAUGGUGGAGAGCCCACGAUCUGUAUCCAGCGAUGUGGACGGGGACGUGGAAGUGCUGCGGGAGCAAAUCAAGGAUAUCUUCAGCGGGAAUGAGGUUCUUCAAAAUCCAGACAUCAUGCCAACCAUAUUGCAUUUCUGGCUUGGUCUUUCCGGACAGGAUGCUCCCGGGACCAAAUCCAGGCCUUUGUCAAUCUCAGUCCUGCUCGCUAUACGGCAGAUCGCUGCACUUUCCUCAUACAAUAAGGCGGCAUUGCAUUUGACGGGUACCUUGAGCAUCGUCCUUCCACUGUUGUUUGACGACAAGUGCUCUCCGAUAGAAGCUGGUCUUCUAAGACAGCUGGCCGAUGAUUUAGUCGAAUACGGUAUUAAUCGACUUGAAGAUGCCUAUUAUCUGUUUCGAAAGGCCGAAAUAUCUGCAACUGCAGCCGCGUUUCUUCUCCAAGGCAUGGAAAGCUCUCGAGGUUCACCAUUUAUCCAAUUCGACCUGUCUCUGCAUGGCUUCAGUGCCAUUGAGCUUCCCGAGCUCGGUCGUCCCUUUCCACCAGUCAGUCCUGGAAGCGGCUACACCUUCACCGCUUGGAUUCGAGUGGACAAAUAUGACCCCAAUUGUCACACUACGAUAUUCGGCGCCUAUGAUGAUACACAGACUUGCUUUUUGAUGGCAUAUCUGGAAAAGGAUACACGAUGUUUUAUCCUUCAGACCUACAUGGGUCACUCCUCCGGCAUAGUACCUAGUGUUCGUUUCAAGAAAGCACCCCGGUUCGUCGAGGGGAGAUGGUACCACAUUGCUAUCGUCCAUCGACGGGCUAAAGCCAUGGGCCUUGGUGCACAUAAAGCUUCCCUCUAUGUUGAUGGUGAAUUCACUGAGUCUAUGAAGGCUCAUUAUCCCUCUCACCCGCCUGUUCUUGAAAGUAGCCAUGAGAGCUUCGCAUCCAUCACCUCUAAUAGUUCAAAACAGCAUCAUGUCCUUGCGUUCUUGGGAACUCCUCGCAACCUUGCACCACGUCUGGGACGAAACGUUCUUAGCUCAAAGCUCUCAAUUGCAUCUUUUCAUCUUUUCGCGGAACCCUUAUCGGACGAGCUAAUUGCCGUGUAUAAUAAGCUCGGCUCACGGUAUAGCGGGAACUUCCAAGAUCGCCUUGGCUCGUUUCAAACAUAUCGCACAUCAGCGGAAUUACAUGUGCAAAAUGAAAUGCUGCAUCCUGGGAAGGAAGAGAGAUCAGAUAUCGUCUCUGCCAUACGGUCAAAUGCGGGGCACUUACUACCAGAAUCCAAGGUCUUGCUCAGCUUCUCCCCCACCUCGGUCAUGGACGAUGAUGAUAGGAACGCAAUCGACGAGUCGCAAUUGAUCAAGUCCUUAUCGAAAGAAUCUGCAAAGACCUUGCAUCGCUACACUCGAACAUAUGGGACUCCGAUCAUUAUCAACGCAGCUGUUCCUUCAGUGAACGACGCACUUUCUCAACCUCGUGGAUUCGGGCGAUUGUCGGGCGACCCUGUUGUUGUAGUACCGCAAUCCCUGGACGAGGCCAUCUGGAGAAUCGGUGGUUGCGCUGCCGUAGGGUUGCAUCUUGUCCAAGCAGCACACAACUUGGACGAUCUCCUACGCGCUGUCAAGAUUCUACUCGAAUCUGUUGAAGGAAAUUGGCGCAAUUGCGAGGCGAUGGAGCAGAAUAAUGGCUUUGCCGUUCUUGCAGAAGUUCUUCGCCAGAAAGUCAAUGCCGCUAUGCCAGUGUUUGGAAAGUAUGUGGAAUAUGAAACUUCGACCAUGGAACGUGAAUCUUUUCUACUACAGCUGUUGCAAGUCGUUUUACGCUUCGUAGGUUAUGAUGCGACGCACCCUGAAGAAUCCCUCAUUAUCAAUCCUUUAGCAUAUCGAGUUUUGCUUGUUGAUCUCGAGAUAUGGCGUCAAUCGACUUCCGUAGAAACGCAAGCGCUGUACUAUAAUCAAUUUGUACACUUUGCGAAAGAAAGUAAACAUCAUCAUUACAAUGCCAAACGCUUUCAUAGAAUUAGAGUCGUGCGACGUUUAAUGGAUGCAUUGAAAGCCGAGUCCUUUACAGCUCAGAUAUUUCCGCUGUUUCUCAAAUCCUUCAAAACUCUCCUCGAAAUUAACUUCAACGGCGAGAACUCUCGUUCGCUUUCUCUAUUCAUCACCUACGCACUGCAAGACAGUCGGUCGAGCUAUGUGAAACGCACUUUACGACCGAAGGUGAGCGUUCGUCGCCUUCGAAGGGGCACACCACCAACGGGCACACCGGGUACAACUCCCCGCUCCGACAGCCCAGGGCAAGAGCCAGCCUUACCCUCUGGCUUGCCCCUAGCAGAGUUGGGCGUCUCGAUCCUCCAAAUGCUUGCCGACCUCCUGUGUGAUCCUUCCAAUUACAAUGAGAUCACGCGCUUCGCUAAGAACGUGACUGGAAAGUGGCUGCUAUAUUUGCUUGCUGAACCCGAUCAGCGUGUGGUCGUGCUUGGAGCCAAAAUUCUUGCACGGCUGCUCGUUGCCAAUGGACCUCUUUACGUAAAGAAGUUUGCAGAGAGGACCGGAGGAUUCGUUCUCAUGAAAAACAGAUUGAGACAUUGGUGGAACACACCAGGAAUUUGGACAAUAUGCUUUGCUAUCCUGUUCGACCGGGAUGUUGCUACUAUCGACUUUGAGCGCAACUUCGAUGCCUUCAAUCUUGGGGAUAUCUUUUCAACGCAAACAAGACUUCGCAUAGUCUAUCCAGAUAUCUUCCCUGUGAUUGUUGCUAUGCUCGACACGGGCUUGCGUGCGAUAGUUCGAGAUCCGGCCAAGUCUGAGAACGAACCACCAAAAUCGGAGAACGGUGAAGCGCCAGUAACACGGGGUAGGCGGCGAACAAUGUCGUUGAAGGAUAAACAACCACCCCAAGAUCCUUGGAAGUCUCAAUCAGAGCGUUUGAACGACUAUGCCAUUGUUCUCAAUGCAGCGGUCCAAUUUUUAGCGGAGCUUCACUCAAGAUCGGAAGUGUUUCGCGAUUAUGCAGCUACAUCGAACUAUGUCCAAGAGCUUCUAUUUGUUCUCUACCCCGUCAUAGUAACUUCGGACAGCGUCAGCGCUGAGACCGAGUUGAUGUCGCGCGGCUCCGCUCUGACAUUCGAGGGCCAGGAUGUAGUCAUACAGCCGUUGUCGAAGGCGAACAUUCAGCAAGCGCCUGUUGUACGGACGACCAACGUCAAUAUUUCGCCAUCUCCGGACGCUAGCAGAGUCAUCCCCUUCCGUAGAGCAUCCUCUUUCGUCCUCGUCUCGGCCGAUAAGUCGGGUAGCCCCCAACGACCAAACCUGAACCCGGUGGCUUCAUCAAAUAAUGGGUCGUCAGUUGUUGUCAAGGUCGGCAGCACCGUAGUAGAAGCGGUGGUAGAGGUGGUCCUUGGUGUUUUCCAAGAUCAACUGUUCUAUCGUAAAGAUUUCCCGGGCCUCGGACUCUUUUUGAAGACACCACCCGGAUUCCAAGAGCACCAAGCGUAUUUCGAGUCCUACCUACUGCGACAGACUGUAUCUUCGGUCAAAAAUACCCUGCAAUUGAACCAAGAGUUACUCAAGGAGCCACGUGUUUUGACGAAUCUCUCCCGAUUCGUUACACACCUGUCCGAAGCAGUUUUCGAAGGAUGGUUUCUAGGUGGCUCGGACCCACUGCUCGACUUUGCGGGCUUCCUGCUCGAAUAUCUGGAACGCCCAGAUAUUUCCACGAUCAAGUCCGUACGAUUAUGCUCUCAAGCUGUCGGCAUGAUACGUGGAGUCUUCCUUCGAGUCGUUUUGCUACGCUUAGCGGAAGCAGACAAUUCUGAUGGAGGGACCAAAACCAUCGAUAUAAUUAAGAAGAUGGUGUAUUGGCAACCGAUCAUUCUCUCAACGGAAAAUACGGAAGGGCUGUUCCUUCGGCUCAUCUGCUAUCUUUUGUACACCAAACUGUCAUCCACCCAGGAAGCUGUUCGAUUGGCAGCCGCCAAUUUUUGGCGUCUUCUCUUGGUUCAGAAACCUGAGGAUACCUCUGCAAUCCUUAGCCGAGCUCUUCAAACCGACAAACAAGACCUCUACGAUGGCUUCCACAAGCUGAUGGAGCUAGACAACGAGACGUUCUUGGCUUGGUUUGAUAAGAAUAGUGCAGAGCUGGACAGUUUCUUUUACGGAACCAUGACCAGGACAUGGGAGGAUUUCAUAAAUGACCAGAACAGGAAAACUGAAGACAUGUCCCAGAAGAGGAUCGCAAAACGCCGCGAGAAGUUGAAGCAAUGGCAGGCAGAGGAGAACAGCUCUGAGCGCACAUGGACCAGCCAUGAAACUGCAACCAAUCAUUGGAGGUCAAACAUCCAUGCUUCUGAACGCAUCAAACACCAGCGGUUGGUGCAGGAUCAUCAAGAUAAUACAACGUUCCUGACAAGCGUGAUUGCUAAGCUCGAACGCAAAAUCAGGGGCCCCUGUGCAUUGUUCGAGGAGAGCCCUCCAACUAAAUGGCGGUUGGACGAGACUGAGGGACGCGACCGGCGCCGUAUGCGUACCAUUGCCGACAGCAAUAGCCGUGAUCACAAUUAUCAACCAAAGCGCAAAGAGACUGACCCAGCGUCAAAGCUGAAGCUCGAUGCGGCGAUUCCUACAAUAUCGACACCCGAGGUGGUUGGAAUCGCUCCUAUUCGAAGUCAGUCCGAUAUGACGGUUAACAAGGACACAACCAAGGAGGAUAACUCUGAUUCUGACCUCGAGGACGAUUUCGAAAUGGUCGAAGCCAUGUACGAGGACGAAGACGGCUUCGAGGACAAGAAUCGAAAAGUCAUGAGAAGUUUGAAUCGCGGCGAUCAGGUUCAAUACGUAUGCAAUAUUUCCCGUGUCGUGGGUCUAGAGGCCGUCGAGGGUCUUCUCAUUGUAGGCAAGGAUUGCCUAUAUCUCCUAGAUGACUUCUUCCAACGCUCGGAUGGCGAGAUUGUGAGGGUCUGGCAGGCCCCACUCGACGAGAGGGAUCCGUAUGUCCAGGUCAUCGCAGGAAACAAAGCAGCCUCCAAUCGUCGCCCUCCAGCACGGGACCAAGACGACACAGCACGCCACUGGAGGUGGAGCGAAGUAAUCAGUAUCUCCAAGCGACGCUUUCUGCACCGCGAUGUCGCCAUCGAGAUAUUCUUCGACGAUGGUCGAAGCUAUCUUCUAACGGCCAUGUCUGCCCCGGUCCGUAACGAUAUACACCAGCGUCUCAUAUCACGUACGCCACAUGUGAUCAAGCCCGAGUUGGGCAACGCAGAGAAUUCCUGGCGUCUCGACUCCUUGCGCAAUACAGAGGAGAUUCCGCAGACACUGGGAUCGCGAUUCGCGUCCGCCUUCAGCUCUGUUUCGUCACAUCCAGUAACACGGAAAUGGGUCAAGGGAGAGAUAUCGAACUUCCACUAUCUCAUGUUUGUGAACACGCUGGCUGGCCGAACUUUCAAUGAUCUCACGCAAUACCCGGUCUUCCCUUGGGUGAUUGCAAAAUACGAUCAGAUCGAGAAAGGCAAACAAGUUGGAAGCUUGCACUUGGAUCUCGAGAACCCAAAAACUUUCCGUGAUCUUACACGACCCAUGGGAGCCCAAAAUCCAACGGCGGAUAACGUCCUUCGUGACCGAUACUCUUCUCUUGCGGAGAUGGGCCCUGGUGCCGACCCGGCCUUCCACUAUGGAACUCACUACUCGUCUGCGAUGACUGUCGCGUCGUACCUCAUCCGAUUACAACCAUUCAGCGCAGCUUAUCUUGCCAUUCAAGGUGGCAGUUUCGAUCAUACAGAUCGCAUGUUCCACUCCAUCGCCAGAACCUGGGAAUCGGUCUCCAAUCCGAUAACUGCAGACGUGCGCGAGCUGACGCCGGAGUUCUUCUACCUUCCAGAAUUCCUGAACAACGUCAAUGGCUACAAUUUCGGCUUCCGGUCUGGCGGUGAGACGAUUGACAGUGUCGAGUUGCCAAAAUGGGCCCAUGGUGAUCCCACGGUCUUUAUUUCCAAACAGCGUGAGGCAUUAGAAAGCCCGUAUGUAAGCCGCAAUCUUCAUCACUGGAUUGACUUGAUUUUCGGCUACAAACAACGUGGAGAGGCCGCCUUGGAAGCCCUCAAUGUCUUCCAGCACUGUACUUACCCCGGCGCUAUCGACCUCGACGGCAUCAAGGAUGAGGAGCUGCGCAUCCGGAACAUCGCCAUGAUUAACAAUUUCGGGCAAACCCCGACUCAAGUGUUCCAACGCCCUCAUCCCCAGAAGGAAGAGACCGCUGGCAAGCCAAAGAAACUAGAUACUAUAGCAGAGUCGUUACAUCGGGUACCGGGCAUGUUGCUCGAGGCAAAUGACCGUGUAUCAUCGCUGGCAUACAUCGCCAAGAGUGACCGAUUGCUUUGUUCAGCGCCGUUCCGCCACAACAUUCCCCCAUUGUACGACCGCUACAUGGAAUGGGGCUUUACGGAUGGCUCUGUAAGGUUUUAUGCGUCCGAUUCGAAGAAGCUGGUUGGCCUGUUUGAACAUCUUCAUUCCGGACAGCUCACCACAUCAAUUUUCGUGGAUGGCCGGACUCUCAUCACAGCCGGCACAGACUGCGUCUUGGAGAUUUGGAACGUCGUCAAAGGCGAACGGGGCAUGGUCGAGCUGCAGAAUCUAGCUGCUCUCUUCGGCCACAAGAGUCCAGUCAUCACACUCGCGGCAUCGCGUGCUUUCUCUGCAUUCCUUUCUGCUUCCCAAGAUGGGCGUGUCUUCUUAUGGGAUCUCAACCGUAAUGAGUUCGUACGCGAGCUUGAUCUCGGUACUAGACAGAAGAAGAAUCCGGUCUCAAUCCAAUCCGCAAGAAUCAAUAACGUUACGGGUCACAUUGUUCUUGCAUGUGGACCGCGACUUCUUGUCCUUACCCUCAACGGCAAACUCCUGCUCGACAAAGAUAUAUGCGAUGGGGAGGAUGAUGCAGACAACAUUACUGCCGUAGCUGUCUAUGAAGGAGUUGCAAACGAAUGGUGCGAGCGCGAACUCAUCUUCACCGGUCACCGCAGAGGCGUCGUAAAGAUCUUCCACCUCUUUACCUCCCCGCAAACAGGCGCCUGGGAACUUGGGCUCAUCAAGGUCCUCAACCACAUCGAUUCCUCGCAUGAGGGUGGCGCUAACUACGCUGCUCCCAUCACGUGCAUACUCCCCAUGCCACAGAACGUGUAUACGGGAGAUGAGGACGGUAGAGUCUAUGAGUGGGAUUGUGUGCAACGUACUGGUUGA
Molecule: messenger RNA, 7725 nt
Organism: Aaosphaeria arxii CBS 175.79
Lineage: Eukaryota; Fungi; Ascomycota; Dothideomycetes; Pleosporales
Product: beach-domain-containing protein
Exons: 6
Coding region: 1-7725 (2574 amino acids)
Molecular function (GO): protein binding
Source: RefSeq, a predicted model, not a curated record